Spea bombifrons (plains spadefoot toad) is the source of this 1747-nucleotide messenger RNA. RefSeq names its product pyruvate kinase L/R (gene PKLR). The transcript is spliced from 11 exons. The record is from RefSeq and is a predicted model, not a curated record. Gene Ontology annotation, molecular function: pyruvate kinase activity; magnesium ion binding; potassium ion binding. Gene Ontology annotation, biological process: glycolytic process; cellular response to insulin stimulus. Gene Ontology annotation, cellular component: cytoplasm. Bases 24 to 1661 code for a protein of 545 amino acids. NCBI's taxonomy places the organism in Eukaryota, Metazoa, Chordata, Amphibia, Anura, Pelobatidae.
CUUUCACAGACGCACCGUCCACCAUGGAGGGACUGUCAGCGGCCCGCCGGCGUCCGUCGGAUAACAUGGCGCAGAUGACGCAGGAUCUCGGCUUGGCGUUUUUCCAGAAGCAGCAGCUUAACGCUUCGAUGGCCGACACCUUCCUUGAGCACCUCUGUCUGCUGGACAUCGACUCGGAGCCGCUGACCGCCAGGAACACCAGCAUCGUGUGCACCAUCGGCCCGGCCUCUCGAUCUGUGGAGAUGUUAAAGGAGAUGAUAAAAGCCGGCAUGAAUAUCGCCCGAUUAAACUUCUCCCACGGCUCCCACGAGUAUCACGCGCAGUCCAUUAAAAACGUGCGCGAGGCCACCGAGAGCUUUGCAGCCAAUCCCAUGUUCUACCGGCCCGUGGCCAUAGCGCUGGACACCAAAGGACCCGAAAUCCGUACCGGUGUCUUAAAGGCGGGGGAGAACUCGGAGGUGGAGCUUGUGAAGGGGUCGCUCGUGAAAGUUACCACAGAAGAGUCCCUGCGGGACCAGUGUGAUGAGAAGACCCUGUGGGUGGAUUAUAAGAACAUCAGUAACGUGGUGAGGGUCGGGGGCCGGAUCUUCGUGGACGAUGGACUCCUUUCACUGAUGGUCAGGGAAAUCGGUCCCGAUUACUGCUUGGCGGAGGUGGAGAACGGGGGCAUUCUCUGCAGCCGGAAAGGGGUGAAUCUGCCCGGGGCGGAGGUGGAUCUCCCCGCUCUCUCGGACAGAGAUCGCCUGGACCUGCAGUUUGGGGUGGAGCAGGGAGUAGACAUGGUGUUUGCAUCGUUUAUCCGCAAGGCGCAGGACGUGCGCGCCAUCCGCCAGGCUCUGGGAGACCGGGGUCGGGAUAUCCGCAUCAUCAGCAAGAUCGAAAACCACGAAGGUGUGAAGAGGUUUGAUGAGAUUCUGGAAGCCAGCGAUGGCAUCAUGGUCGCACGUGGAGAUCUCGGCAUUGAGAUCCCGGCAGAGAAGGUUUUCUUGGCUCAGAAGAUGAUGAUCGGGCGCUGCAACCGUGCCGGCAAACCGGUGAUCUGUGCCACUCAGAUGCUGGAAAGUAUGAUUAAGAAGCCGCGUCCGACCCGUGCCGAGAGCAGCGACGUGGCCAAUGCCGUGCUGGACGGUGCAGACUGCAUCAUGCUAUCUGGGGAGACCGCUAAGGGCCUGUAUCCUGUGGAGUCUGUACACAUGCAACACGCGAUCGCGCGGGAGGCAGAAGCUGCCAUCUACAACCAGCAGCUGUUUGAAGAGCUCCGCCGGGUCACCCCUCUCACCCAGGACCCCACCGAGGUGACGGCCAUCGGGGCCGUGGAGGCUUCGUUUAAAUGCUGCGCGGGGGCCAUCAUUGUGCUGACCACGUCUGGGAGGUCGGCUCAGCUCCUCUCUCGUUACCGCCCCCGGGCCCCCAUUAUAGCGGUGACGCGGAAUGCCCAGGUGGCCCGUCAGGCUCAUCUGAACCGCGGGGUCUUCCCCAUCUUAUACCGCGAACCCCAGCAGGAGGUCUGGGCGGAUGACGUGGAUCGCAGGGUGCAGUUUGGCAUCUCCAUUGGUAAGGUCCGCGGCUUCCUGCACAGAGAUGACAUCGUUAUUAUCCUGACGGGAUGGAGACCGGGCUCGGGAUUCACCAACAUCAUGCAGGUGGUGCCGGUGUCCUGAACAGAGGCAUCGGGCCCGGGGAGGAGAGCUGGUGGCCAGCCGCUUCACAUUUCAUAUUAAACAUUUCUGCCCCCCUCCCGCUGUGU